UUUUUUUAACUCCUCUCGCUUGAGCGGUCAGGACGGACACAACAAGCCUCCUCUCCUGUUUUCACUCCCUUUUUGACCACCGGGAAGCGGCUGGACCUGACCAGACGGACAAGAAGAACCCCUGAGCCUCACCUGGAAGAAAAUGAAGUGGGACGUGCUUCUUUCCGUGUUGCUGGCCACCAUCUGUCUGCUUGUCCUUCCUACGUCCUCGAACCACCAGAACGCGCCAGAUGACGCGAAGCUCCUCCAUGUGACCAUCCCCGACGGUCCACUCGUGUCUGCUGAGUUGGGCGCCUCGCUGACCUUGACCUGCUUAGUGUCACUGGCUCACCCGCCGCCCGCACCCUCCACCAACGGCCGCCAUGCCGUCCUGUCUCUACCAAGGGUCAAGUGGGGCCUGGUAGGCGACGACAAAAAGACGGAGAUCCUGGUCGCCCGCGGCGACAGGGUGCAAGUCAGCGAGGCCUACGAGAGCCGAGCCUCGCUGCUUCAUUACGGUGUCUCCCCGGCCGACCUGACGCUCAGGCUGGAGGGUGUAAGGCACGGUGAUGCUGGUUUGUACCGCUGUGAGGUGCAGCAGGGCCCCGAGGAUGCCUUUGAUGUCACAGAGGUUAAGGUUAAAGGGUUGGUGUUCCAUCAUCAGGACGCAUCCAACCCCCACUCCUUCACCUUCGAGCAAGCACGCCAGGCCUGCCAGGCUAUCGGGGCCCAAAUCGCGACUCCCGAGCAGCUCCUGGCGUCCUUUCAUGGCGGAUACGAGCGGUGCCACGCAGGCUGGCUCUCGGACCGCUCGGUCAGAUAUCCCGUUCAGGAGCCGAGAGACGGCUGCCUGGGCGAUGCUGAUGGACUUCCAGGAGUGAGGAACGUUGGAGCAUUCGAGCCUGAGCAGGUGUUUGAUGUCUACUGCUAUGUGGGGGAUAUUGCAGGUGAGGUCUUCCAUGGCUCCGCCCCCAAGCGUUUCACCUUCUGGGAAGCCAAAGCUCACUGUCUGAGGGAGGGGGCGGAGCUAGCCAGCCCCGCCCAGCUUUAUGCAGCUUGGAACGAGGGACUGAACCACUGCAGCUCAGGGUGGCUGAAAGAUGGUAGCGUGCGGCACCCCAUCCCAACGCCAGGGGGACGCUGCGGAAAUGUGGAACCUGUGGGGCCAAGCAACCAGACGAUGUUCCCGGAAGAUCAGAGCCGGCAUGACGUCUACUGCUUCAGAGGUGAUCUUUACAUCCCAUCUCCAUCGUCUCCUCUUACCACUGAGCCAGAGCAUAUCAACUAUCUUCGCUCUAAACUCCCCAUCACGGCGGAGACAACCACUGCAGGGGAGGAGGAGGUCCAGACAAUAAGUUCUGUAACACAAAACCCUCUGGAGAAGGAUCCUUUGACGAGUGGGGUUCCUCAGUCUGUCACUCUGGAGCCCGAGGAGAUCAGCGAGUCCCAUCAUGAAGAGCAUCACAUAGAGCCUGGUCAUCAUCUAGUGUCCUCAGAGCCGCCAAGCCUGGAGAUCUCCAUUUCGAAUUCAGCAUCAAGACCAGAGGAGCUCAGCAGCUCCUCAGAGAAGCAUCAUCACAUGGCUCACACCCACGUCUCAGAGGCUACGCCGCUCCAUCUCAGCACCCCUGGAGAUGUUUCUGGACAGGAGGCUGGAGUAUCUGAUGUGACGUCAUCCAUCCAAACUUCGUCUCAUACUGAAGAACCUAAUUUCUCCACUGUGUCGCCUUCUUCGUACAACAACACACCAGAGGACCAUCCAGAGGAGCGCGAGUCUGGAGAGGGGAGAGCAAACCCAGUGAUGGACAUCCUGGUUGCCAAGGAAACCAUCACAAUAGCCUCCUCAAAGCCAUCAUUUGAGUCAAGUUCUGAUGCUGGUGAGGAGCACUCAGGUGUGGCGUCCAUCACUACAGCGACACCAGGUGACAUCAGUGGACACGCCCAUCAUGCAGAGAUCCCAACAGCAGAGGUUAUCGUGAUCCCAGGCUUGAUCCACUCCUCUGGGAGCCCACUCAGCACCACCACAGAGGUUGUUAGCUUGAUCCCAGACAGCACUGAACCACAUGAUCACACAGAAUCAGUCCACAACGUCUCAGACCAUGAUGGACCUGAUUACACAAGGGAAACCACAGCCAAAGAAUCAGGUUUCUGGUCAGAAGACAGUCCAGAGGGCCUGGUCAUAUCAAACCCAACUCAAUUACCGGAUCACCACAGUGAAUUUGGAACACACGAACCUGAAACCACACAGAUCCCUCAUGUGACACCACACUGGGAACCAGAACCUACCUCUUCCACGCUGCAGGCGUCUGGAUCCAACACAGAGUCCAGUACUCCCCUUUUAGUAACCUUGCAUGAAGUCACAAAGGAUGGAGCAGUGGAGUGGACCGCGAGCACCACGAGUGGACCUCAGGGAGCGGAAGAGGAGACCAGUACUGCAUUGGGUAAAAGAUGCACUGGAUGUCACCUCCAAGACCACACCUUAGAAAACUUCACAGACCCAACUGUGGAGCCAGAAGUGCCGACUGCCAUGGCUGCUAGACGAGAAGUCAUCUUAAGUACUGACUCGUGCCGGGAGCGGCCAUGUUUGAAUGGAGGAACGUGCGUGGACGGCAAGGUGCCCACGUGCCUCUGCCUGCCCGGGUACGGCGGCGUCCUCUGCCAGACAGACGCUGAGGCGUGCGAGGAAGGCUGGGAGAAGUUUCAAAGCUUCUGCUAUCGUCACGUGACCUCGCGGCAGAGCUGGGAGGGGGCGGAGCAACACUGCCGGACGAUUGGCGGGCACCUCGUCUCCAUCAUGACCCCUGAGGAGCAACAUCACAUCAAUGAAAAAUACAAAGAAUAUCAGUGGAUCGGCCUGAAUGACAAAACCAUCGAGGGAGACUUUCGCUGGUCGGACGGGAACCUUCUGCUGUUUGAGAACUGGCACAGAGGACAGCCUGACAGCUACUUCCUGUCCGGAGAGGACUGCGUCGCCAUGGUGUGGCACGACGGUGGGCGCUGGAGCGACGUGCCGUGCAACUACCACCUGUCCUACACCUGCAAGAAGGGCCUAUCGUCCUGCGGUCAACCUCCAGCUGUUCCCAACUCCAAGCUCUUUGGUAAGACACGUGCACGCUACGAGACGCACGCCAAGGUGCGCUACCACUGUGAGCAGGGCUUCAUGCAGAAGAUGAAUCCUGUCAUCAGCUGCUUGCCCAGCGGCCAGUGGGAGGAGCCAAUGAUCACCUGCCUGCCAGCUCUCUCGCAGGAGGAACGCUCAGUGAGUUCAGCUCCUCAGACACGGAAGGAGGAGGAGGUGACGGAGGCCCACACCGAGAGCAGCUCUCCACGUCUGGGACAUUCAUAAGUAGAACAUCUUAAGUCUUCCUCUUCGUUACGGACUGUCACUAACCUUAGUUUUUCAAAUAAAAUCAUUGUAAUCCAGAACAGUACAUUCAUGUCAACAAGCAGCUGUGCUUUGAAUUCAUCAAUAAAUGUUCUUCUGGGUCACUUGAUCUUUCCUUGAUCAGCAUCCUUUGCUCAUGACAACUACAAACUUCAUGUUUAUUUGACUUUUGAGGCAUGUUUUUUCCAGAAAUUUUGCUUUUUAACUUCAUAUCUUUUUAACUGGCUUACAGACGUUCCUAGACGUUGAUAGACG
Messenger RNA from Dunckerocampus dactyliophorus (ringed pipefish), 3619 nucleotides. It is a transcript of the gene bcan, whose product is annotated as brevican. Gene Ontology annotation, molecular function: hyaluronic acid binding. The transcript has 14 exons. NCBI's taxonomy places the organism in Eukaryota, Metazoa, Chordata, Actinopteri, Syngnathiformes, Syngnathidae. The record is from RefSeq and is a predicted model, not a curated record. Gene Ontology annotation, biological process: cell adhesion. Bases 143 to 3325 code for a protein of 1060 amino acids.